Molecule: messenger RNA, 1178 nt
Organism: Spinacia oleracea (spinach)
Lineage: Eukaryota; Viridiplantae; Streptophyta; Magnoliopsida; Caryophyllales; Amaranthaceae
Product: ethylene-responsive transcription factor SHINE 2
Exons: 2
Coding region: 115-792 (225 amino acids)
Biological process (GO): regulation of DNA-templated transcription
Molecular function (GO): DNA-binding transcription factor activity; DNA binding
Source: RefSeq, a predicted model, not a curated record
AUAUUUGAGCAACAAGUGACUGAGCAAAAUAUCAAUAACUCAUUUGAUUGUUGGGUCUGUCUGUUUAGCAUAGGCAUUGUUGCAGAGUGUGAGAGAGAGAGUCGACUGUUCAUCAUGGUACUUCCAUCAAAGAAGUUCAGAGGCGUCAGGCAACGCCAGUGGGGCUCUUGGGUUUCUGAAAUCCGCCACCCUUUAUUGAAGAAGAGGGUGUGGCUAGGAACAUUCGAGACGGCAGAGGAAGCAGCAAAGGCAUAUGAUCAAGCAGCAAUACUAAUGAAUGGUCAAAAUGCAAAGACUAAUUUCCCAAGAGAGAAGCACAAUUCAUCAAAUAGUAAUGGUACAAAUGGGCAACAAACAACUCCAUUUAACUCAGCAUUAUCAGAGAUACUUAGUGCUAAGCUUAAAAAGUAUUGCAAGGAUCCUUCUCCUUCACUCACUUGUCUUCGACUCGACACCGAUAACUCCCACAUUGGUGUGUGGCAAAAGAGAGCCGGAAGUUGCCCAAGCUCCAGUUGGGUUAUGCGGGUUGAACUUGGUAAAUCUGCGAUAGUUAAUUCAAAGCAAACUACUACUAAUACUAAUACUAAUACUAAUACUAAUACUAAUACGAGUGUCUUGUCUGAUAAUGAUGGUUCACCAUUAUCAUCCCCCUCUUCGAAUUCGACCUCGUCCUCGGUUUUAGAGGCAGGAGGAGGAGGAGGAGGAGGUGAUAUGAGUGAAGAAGAUAAAGCUGCGUUACAAAUGAUCGAAGAACUCCUCAACUGGAAUCCCCCUGCCUCUUCAUUAGCUUGAUCAAACUACUAACGAUGAUCAUUGCGAUUUCAUUAGUACCUACAGAAUUGAAGCUAAGUACUACCUCCGUUUCAGAAUGUUCUUUCAUGUAUAGAACGCAAAGCAGUAUAUGGCUAGUUUAAAUUUUAAAACUAUGGAUUAACGUACAACAUAGUUUUAAUGUCUAUACAAUUAUAUAUAUAUACCGAGUAUAAAUAUGUAAUGUUAGUUUUAAAAGACUGGUUAUAUAAAUAUAAUGUCAUAAAUUAGUACGGAGUAAAUGACUAAGGUAUACGGAGUAUAGUAUAAAGUAGUGUGACAUUCCAAAUGAAUAUGAAAUACGGAGUAUGUACAUAUAUAUUCUAUGAAUUUCAAAUAAAAUAUAUAUAUAUAUAUUUGUAGUUAUA